This is a messenger RNA of Salvia splendens (bonfire salvia), 1396 nucleotides long. RefSeq names its product PGR5-like protein 1A, chloroplastic. The transcript is spliced from 10 exons. The record is from RefSeq and is a predicted model, not a curated record. Lineage: Eukaryota; Viridiplantae; Streptophyta; Magnoliopsida; Lamiales; Lamiaceae. The coding region runs from base 136 to 1074 and encodes 312 amino acids. Gene Ontology annotation, molecular function: oxidoreductase activity, acting on iron-sulfur proteins as donors. Gene Ontology annotation, biological process: photosynthetic electron transport in photosystem I. Gene Ontology annotation, cellular component: chloroplast thylakoid membrane.
AGAAGCUAAAAUAUUUUUGUCAGCGUGGCCUUAAAUUUCCCUCCACAUAUUUCGUUAUCCGAUCACAUCCACCAUAACCGUUAUAUUUCCAACUUCCUCCAUUCUCAAAAUGAGCGAAGCCGCAUCACACCGCAGAUGGCCACCGGACUUGGUUUCCUCGCACCCAAACCCAUAUUUCUAACUUCUCACUUCGCAAAGCCUUCUUAUAUCCCCACUUCUUCUUCCUCGCCCACUCGAAAGUUGUCGAUUACACGCAAUUUGCUGCUCAGAGGCAGAUCCACCGCCGAUCCAUCAGGUCAGGUUGAAAAUGAUGAAGUUGUUGAUAGCAACGUCUUGCAGUAUUGCAGCCUGGAUAAGAAGCAGAAAAAAACUGUAGGGGAGAUGGAACAGGAAUUUCUUCAAGCACUUCAGGCGUUCUAUUAUGAGGGGAAAUCUAUAAUGUCAAAUGAAGAAUUUGAUAAUCUCAAGGAAGAACUAAUGUGGGAAGGAAGCAGCGUUGUGAUGCUAAGUGCUGAUGAGCAGAGGUUUUUGGAAGCUUCAAUGGCCUAUGUAUCCGGAACCCCACUGUUGUCCGACAAGGAGUUUGAUGAACUGAAACAGAAACUUAAGGCUGAUGGGAGUGAAAUUGUGGUUGAAGGUCCUCGAUGCAGCCUCCGGAGUAGGAAGGUCUAUAGCGAUCUUUCUGUGGACUACCUAAAGAUGUUCCUUCUGAAUGUUCCAGCCGCAGUUGUUGCAUUAGGACUGUUUUUCUUUCUGGACGAUAUAACUGGCUUCGAGAUCACCUAUCUCUUAGAGCUUCCGGAGCCUUUCAGUUUUAUCUUCACGUGGUUUGCAGCUCUGCCCCUCAUAUUAUGGCUAUCGUUCACACUCACAAAUGCUGUUGUGAAAGAUGUUUUGAUCUUAGUGGGAGUCUGUCCGAACUGUGGAACUGAGAACAAUUCAUUUUUCGGUUCCAUACUAUCGAUUUCUAGCGGAGGCUCCACGAACAACGUCAAAUGCUCCAAUUGUGGAAGUGCACUGGUGUACGACUCCAAGACACGUUUGAUUACGUUGCCUGAGGGAAGCGAGGCAUGACUUGAUAAGGUACCAACCUUGAAACUACUUUGCUGUUCAGUUCAUCAAGUUUGUUCAUCUUCCAAAGAUUGAUUAAAUAACAAGUUGGAAAAAACAGAAUUGAAGAAAAACCAAUUCCAUAUACAUACCUGAUCAGUCAUGUGGUCUGCUUAUGUUUGAACAAACUGGUGCAGGAUGUUGUCGGGUGAUUAUAUUGUUGAUGUGAAGUGAUUAUAUUACACAGGCUUCUCGGGUGUUGUAUUAAGAUAUCACGUUUCUUAAACUAUUUUAUUGCACUAUCCAUUGUCAUUUGGCAGACUGGAAAAAAUAUAUAUCUUGGAAA